GGCAUCUCUCCAUUUCCUCUGUGACCGGAACCCACCAACGGAAUCUGAUCGGGUCCCUGCGUUUGACUCUGCCCCCCACCAUCCCCCCCUACCAUGAGCCCCUUUUUUGGGUGCUGGUUCUACUACUGUCUGCUCCUCCUUUUUUCCCUGGGAGUCCUGGGAGCUCCAGAAUAUCCUCGUGCUACCCCGGAGCAAGUCCACCUGUCCUACCCAGACGAGCCGGGCUCCAUGACUGUGACCUGGACCACGUGGGCUCCAGCGCGGUCGGAGGUGCAGUUCGGCAUGCACCUGUCUGGGCCGCUCCCAUUCCGUGCCCAUGGCACCGCCAGCACCUUCGUGGAUGGGGGCAUUCUGCGGCGCAAGCUCUACAUUCACCGCGUGACGCUUCGGAGGCUGCUGCCCGGGGCCCAGUAUGUUUACCGUUGUGGCAGCGCUCAGGGCUGGAGCCGGCGGUUUCGCUUCACGGCCUUGAAGAGAGGGGUCCACUGGAGCCCCCGCCUGGCUGUGUUUGGGGAUAUGGGCGCUGACAACGCCAGAGCCCUGCCCAGACUGCGGAGAGACACCCAGCAGGGCAUGUUUGAUGCGGUGCUCCAUGUGGGAGACUUUGCCUACAACAUGGACCAGGACAAUGCUCGCGUUGGGGACAGAUUCAUGCGGCUCAUCGAACCGGUCGCUGCCAGCCUGCCAUACAUGACAUGCCCUGGAAAUCAUGAGCAACGCUACAAUUUCUCUAACUACAAGGCUCGCUUUAGUAUGCCAGGGGACAAUGAAGGCUUAUGGUACAGCUGGGACCUAGGUCCUGCUCACAUCAUCUCCUUCUCCACUGAGGUGUAUUUCUUUCUCCACUAUGGCCGCCACCUGGUGGAGAGGCAGUUCCGUUGGCUGGAGAAUGACCUCCAGAAAGCCAAUAGGAACCGGGUAGCCCGACCGUGGAUCAUCACCAUGGGGCAUCGACCUAUGUACUGCUCCAAUGCCGAUCUGGAUGACUGCACAAGACAUGAAAGCCGGGUCCGCAAAGGCCUCCAAGGCAAGCUGUUCGGGCUAGAGGACCUUUUCCAUAAAUAUGGUGUAGAUCUGGAGUUCUGGGCUCACGAACACUCCUACGAACGGCUCUGGCCAAUUUACAACUACCAGGUGUUUAACGGCAGCCUGGAGAAACCCUAUACGAAUCCUCGAGGCCCGGUUCACAUCAUCACAGGGUCUGCGGGCUGUGAAGAGCUGCUGACUCCCUUUACUAUAAAAGCCAGACCGUGGAGCGCCUUGCGUGUGAAGGAGUACGGGUACACGCGGAUGCACAUCCUUAACGGCACCCACAUGCACCUCCAGCAGGUGUCUGAUGACCAGGAUGGGAAGAUUGUGGACGACUUCUGGAUAGUUAGACCUUUGCUUGGCCGGAUGAUGUACCACUAA
Molecule: messenger RNA, 1410 nt
Organism: Microtus ochrogaster (prairie vole)
Lineage: Eukaryota; Metazoa; Chordata; Mammalia; Rodentia; Cricetidae
Gene: Acp7
Product: acid phosphatase 7, tartrate resistant (putative)
Molecular function (GO): acid phosphatase activity; metal ion binding
Source: RefSeq, a predicted model, not a curated record